Molecule: messenger RNA, 1617 nt
Organism: Notodromas monacha
Lineage: Eukaryota; Metazoa; Arthropoda; Ostracoda; Podocopida; Cyprididae
Source: the annotation of a GenBank genome assembly
AUGUUCCUGCUGCAGUGGGAAGCCAUGCGCUACUACCGCCUCUGGAUCUACGCCUGCAACGCCGUGCUCCUGGCCUCGGCCCUGGUCCUGCUGGCCUACGCCACGCUCGUCUCCGCCGACUACCGCCUCGCCUUCAUCCCGCACUCGUCCCUCCUGCACCCGUCCCUCGUCUACGCCUACCUGGCCCUCCUGGCCCAGUCGGGCUGCGUCCAGGCCCUGGGCUGCUACGCGGCCGUCAAGCUCGACCCGCGACUGCUCCGAGCAUACUGGGCCGUGUUGCUAGUGCUGCUGCUGGGCGACGUGGCCACGGGCCUCGUCUGGGUGUUUCGCUACGACCGGAUCUGCAGGGACCUGGUGCCCGAGCUCAAGCGGCGGUUGGUGGCCGAGUACGGGAUGGACCCGGGGUUCACGAGGGCCUGGGACCGGUUGCAGGUCGAGGCCAGGUGCUGCGGAGCGGACGGGCCAGAGGACUUUAACCUGACGGACGCCUUCAAUGAUGGUGGUGGCGGUGUUGGCGGUGGUGGAGGGUAUUUUAUGAGUGUGCAUGUCCCGGCCACGUGUUGUCAUCCGAGUCACGCGUUGCCGGUGAGGGCACUGGCCAAUGCCGAGCCGGAGAGUGGCGGCAGUGGCGGCGGCGGUGGCGUCCCUUCCUUUUCUUCUUCUUCUUCUUCUUCUUCUUCGACUUCAGUUGGUAACACUGCUGCUGCUGCUGCUGCUUCUGAAAGAGCAAAAAGGUCCAAUCACAGAGACAGACACUGGCAACCCCCACCCACUAAGCCAUCACCCAAGCUGCCACAGAAACUGGGCCAGAAACCAGGGCCAGGCAAAAGACAGCGCAACCUCAAUGUGACUUGUGUGGAUGCAGACCUGGCCCCAAGGGCAGAGGCCCAUGAGCUGGCCUGUGGACAGGUGCUCAAAAAAUGGGUUGGUGAUGCUGCUGAAGUUCUCUUUGUGCUGGGCUUCUGUGUCAUUGCAUUCUCCAAGAUUUGCUUCCUGGGGUUGCUCAGAUAUGAGAUCAAAGAGAUGAUCCAGAAGAUUAAGAUGCUCAGGUGUGAGGAAGCAGCAGCAGCAGCAGCUGGAGGUGGAUUAGGGCAUGACUAUGCAGACAUCACUCAGAACCAUGUGUCCCAUCAGCAGCAGCUUUUGCUUCACCAGGCUCCUCCAGUGUCUUCUUCAAUGGCUGGCGAAUGUCCAUCAGACAGUGCAUGCGGCGAGGAAGCAGCGACACCUUGCCAGCAACUCGAGGAACAAGACGAGGCCCUGUUGCAGCGCCCGACACCAGUCCACACCCGACUCAACCACUUGAACCCAAACUACGAUUCGGCGUCCGAGCACAGCAACGCCGCCCUCAUUCCGCUCCUCGGCGGCGGCACUGCCGGCGGUGGACAAGAAGCUCACGAGAUGGACGACCUGGCCCAGGCCAGUGCUGGGCCAGGUCGACAAACUGAGAUCUGACGACUUAACGGGAGGCCAUUCAUGCGUUUGUUCUUCCAGGGAAAUUUUCCUCUGCUCUUCUGAUGAGGGUCUGCUGCUGCUGAUGAUGAUGAUGGUUUCCUGUGGAUUGAAUUUGAGUGUGUGUGUGUGGGGGUGGGGUUUUACUCUUUCAUUGCACAGGAC